This is a messenger RNA of Adineta ricciae, 3288 nucleotides long. The record is from the annotation of a GenBank genome assembly. Lineage: Eukaryota; Metazoa; Rotifera; Eurotatoria; Adinetida; Adinetidae.
AUGUCUACUAUACCAAACGACGUUCGUAAUUAUAUAAAAUUAGACCGUUUGAUAGGUCAUUCAUAUGGCACACUUCGACAAUUAUUUAAAACGCGCUAUUCAUUGUUCAACAAUGGUCAAGUAUGGGACGAUUCACCAACAUGUGGAGGAAAUUAUUAUACGAAUGUCAUUGCGAAAAAUAAAGGAUUUCAUUUGACUUCAGUUCAAAAGAUUUCGGUUCAAAGUGGUAACUCAAGUGAAUGGGAUCUAACAACGUUAACCGCUCUUUUAUCGAAUAUUGGCCGACCAAAAACAUUAUCGAAUGCACAAAUUCAACAGCUCCAAGUGGAAGAUAGUCAUUUAGUGCAAUUACGAACUAUUCGGAAUGAAUUAGCUCAUCACCCCACUAAAACCGUUUCUGAUGUUGAAUUUAAUCAACUUUGGAAUCGAAUAUCAACAAUUUUAGUUGCAUUUGGAGAAGAUGAUACUGAAUUGGAUAAGCUUAAAGAUGAUAGCUCGUUUAAUAGGAGCGAUCAACCAAUAAGCGAAGCGAAUGUUCAGGAAGCUGCACGCUUGAAUUCGCUUGGCACUCAAGCUCAUAAAGAUCGGAAAUAUUCUGAUGCAAUCGCAUUCUUUACCAAAGCAAUCACAUUAGCAGGUGUUAGCGAUCAUGAUCGAGCUAUUUUCUAUUCAAACAUGUCUUCUAGUCGUCUUGCAUUGUACGAAUUAAAAUUUGGCGCUUCGAGUGCAUCAGAGAUCGAGGAUCCUGCUGAUCUACGUUACCGUGUAUUACAGGACGCAAAACAGGCUCGAAAUCUUUGGCAAACAUGGUGGAAAGCACAUUAUCGUGUUGGCAAAGCUUAUGCCAGCUCAAAUGAACACGAAAAGGCAAUUAAAUCCUUUGAACGAGCAUUAGCUCUUGAUCCAUCUAAUGUUGAAGUACAAACUGCGUUAACUGACAGUCGACAGAUAUAUGGACGUCAAGUUCGUCAGGAACAUCUCGAUCCAAGACUACAACCAAAGACAAGAGCCGAAGUAUUAAACGAAAUGAAAGAAAACAUGGGCGUAAGUUUAGAACGCUCGCGGCUGGCAGAUAGCAUGAUUGGAAAAAUAAAUCCUACCGCAGGCGAUGUAUUACAAGGACAUAAAUAUGAACAUGGAGAUAUAGAUUGUAAACAAGAUUAUGAGCAAGCUGCCAAGUACUUCGCUAAAGCGGCAAGUCAAGGCAAUGCUGAAGGUUUAUAUAAUUUAGCUCGAUUAACUGGUCUUGGUUUAGGCGUUAAAAAAGACAUUCAAUUGUCUUAUAAGUUAUUGGAGCAAGCAGCUGCCCAGUCGCCUCAACAUCCAGUGCUGUCACACCUACCAAAUGUUGGUGUUGCAGAAGCUGAGCAUUCUCUCGGAUUGCGAUAUGCGGAUGGCGUCGGUGUUCAUAAAAACUUAGCGACAGCCGCAUACUGGUAUGAACGUGGUGCUAAACAUGGCUGUGCAAACUCAGCGAAUAAUCUAGGUGUAAUGUAUUUAGAGGGUGCUGGCGUUGAGAAGAAUCUCGACAAAGCCGAGCAACUGAUAGAAAUGGCAGCAAGAGGAGGCGACCCAAAUGCCAUGCAAACCUUAGCGACAAUCUUGUUUGAUAAAAAUGAUCUAAAAAUGGCCAAAGUUUGGUUUGAUCGUGCAUGCGAAUCCGGUAACGUUAUAGCUAAAACAAAUCGCAAUGAAUUUGAAAAGCGUUUUCAAGGAAAGCAGAAACUACUUGACGAAUAUCCUCCAGAGAAGUUACGCAUUAUGGAUGUUAUUCAAAAUAUGUUGGAUUCGUUUAAAUCCAAAGGAUCUGUCAGUAAUACGUCUAAUCAAUCCUACAUCGCUAAUUAUAAAGUAUUCAUUGAAUAUGCCAAUCGUGGUUCAUUAACAGCCAAGAAGAUGUACAAUGCUAUAGAACAUUUUUGCCGAGCAUUAUCCGUUCUUACGAAAUCCGAAACACUGUCCGAGCAAGAAGAAAAUCUAUUUAUACAAGAACUUUCGCAAUGUUAUCGCCUUGAACAUAUUGUUGCCCAAUAUUUCACAGUUGAAAUGCGUCAGAAAGCUUGUGAUACUGUCGACGGCGUGCUCCGGCGUUGCAAUACAUCGAAAGCUGAUGAUUCGUUACUCGACGAAAAUGCUCGAAUAUGUUAUGUUGUAUUAAAUAUGGAUUCGCUUGAAUCAAUUGAUCAAUUUCUCGUCCGGUGUAAACAAAAAUAUCCCAAAUCGACUUUUAUUUUCGAAUUAAGUUCCGCAAUAUACGGUUGGCUGAAACAAUACGAUGCGUCUCUUUACGAUAGUAACACGGGCUUAGAACUAGAUCCAAGUAAUUGUGAAAUAUUGUAUCAUAAAGCUGUCGCAUUACGUCUGCUCGGGAAGGAUAUGAAGGAAGCAAUUCAGGCUUAUCAAGCAUUUUUACUGGCAGCGCCCAACGAUCAUCGCAAAGUGCCUGAAUCUUAUUAUGCUAUGGCUAGCUGUCAUUUAGAUCCGAGUGCGCAGAAUGAUAGAAUAGAUAUCAUCAAGAAGUUAUAUGGACAAGGUGAAGAAGCAGAAAAAUUACAAUUACCGUGUUUCUUACCUUACAAGUCCAAUAGUAAAUUACUCAUUAAAAACAUGCUUAACAUGGAAACUUUGCUAAACGCGUCACCACCUUGUGUUGAUCUGAAAAAAAGACUGACGAAUCCGCAUCGUAUUGAAAUCAUUACACGGCAUCGUCAAUGGCAAGUGAGAACCUUUCAAAUGCAAAAUGAUUCGAAAUCCACUGCGGUAUUCAGAUCUGAAACACCUCCUGUUAAACAAAAAACAGCCAACUCAUUGGUUGGCUUGAAACAGAUUUCUUUGAGAGAAAUGGAUCCAACAAAGGAUCGUGUUUAUGAAGGAUAUGUUCUGUCUGUAACUAUUAUUGAAGAAGCUAUGUCUUGGUCUCCAUCAAUCCAUCUCGUGGUCGAAGAUGAACGCCACGAUUGUGAACAGAUGUGUAUUUACAAUUUUCCCAAUAACCAAGGACGCUAUCUAACGAGUACAACAUACACGAUUGGAACCAAAAUGAGUAUUGUAAAUCCGUAUUUGCGGUUGGGCGCAUACGAUCUAAAGCCGUUGAUCCGAAUCGAUGAUCCCUUAUCAAUUGUGAUGCACAAUGAAUCUGAGCGAGUACUGAAUAUGUGUCGAUGUUGUAAUCAACCGAAUGCACCACAUGUGUGUGGUCGAUGUAAACAAGCGCGUUACUGUUCACAAGAAUGUCAAGUAAUGGACUGGAAAACAUAUGAACAUAAAUUAUUAUGUAAAAAACAAUAG